Messenger RNA from Pelobates cultripes (western spadefoot toad), 8446 nucleotides. Lineage: Eukaryota; Metazoa; Chordata; Amphibia; Anura; Pelobatidae. The record is from the annotation of a GenBank genome assembly.
AUGGCAGUAGACAAUUUGAGUGAGCCUAAUUGUUCCAGUCUGGAUAACAGCGUUCCUGAAUUUUCUGAGGAUAUAACAUGUGACUCCUCACAUCUCGGAAUGCAGGACUUCCAGCAUUGCUCUGUGCUGGGUGAAGAGCAAUUUGGGAAAGUAAGUUUAAGGUGGAAUUCCAGCUCUAAUAUACUCCAUUAAACACCCCAAAAAUAUCACCAGUGGAAAAUAGAAUAAAAAGGCACAGUUAUCCUUUUUACAUUCUAAAGAUUUAAGAGAGUAAAAAAUUACACCAAAUUGUCAAUAUUAAAUAAACACGAAAAAACUUUCUACAAAAAUACAAAAAAAAAGGGGCACAGAAUAGUACUGAUAACAAUAAACAGCUUUAGCAGGAUGCCAAGUUGACCAUUCUACAGUACGCAGAAGUUUGAUCAGGAAUGGUCUUUGCAGAAGGGUAGCAGCCAGGAAACCACUUUUUUGGAAGGGGGGCAGGGUGAAAAGGGUUGAAUAGGCAAAGAUUGGGAUAUAUACCCUUCCACAAAGACCAUUCCUGAUCAAGCUUCUUUCAACUGUAGAAUGGUCAACUUGGCAUAACAAUGAAGCUGCCAGAUGCUGAGCCAGGUCCUUGCUGGACUAUUUCCGGUCUCUGAAAGAAGAAACUCAGACACUUCUCAUCAGACUUUAAUUUUUUUCUUCACCUUCCAGUACUUUUAUUGUACAUGACCGCUCCCGAUUCUUGAAAUUUCUUGAAAGAAAAAAACUAGUGAAACUACUAAUUUUCUUAAAGAGAAAACUGCAACUCUUACAGGGCUCAGAAAACCUGACUUUAAUUGCGUAUGGCUUUCUUUUCUAGGAUUCCAGAGAUAGCUAUGGAUUAAACAGUGAUGGCAGCUCCAUUAUGGUAGUAGAUAGUUUGAGUGAGCCUAAUUGCUCCAGUCUGGAUAACAGCAUUCCUGAAUUUUCUGAGGACAUACCAUGCGACUACUUACAUCUCGGAAUGCAGGACUUCCAGCAUUGCUCUGUCCCGGGAGAAGGGCAAUUUGGCAAAGUAAGUUUUAAGUGGAAUCCAGCUCUAAUAUACUCCAUUAAACACCCCAAAAAUAUUACCAGUGGAAAAUAGGAUAAAAAGGCACAGUAAUCCUUUUUACAUUCUAAAGAUUUAAGAGAGUAAAAGAUCCCUCAAAAUCGUCAAUACUAAAUAAACACAAAAAAAAUUAACAAAAGUUUCAAAAAAGGACACAUAGAAUAGUACUGAUAACAAUAAACAGCUUUACCAGGAUGCCAAAUAUACCAUUCUAGAGUCCGAAGAAGUUUCAUCAGGAAUGGUCUUUGCGGAAGUGUAGCAGCCAAGAAACCAAGAGGAACAGGGUGAAAAGGCUAAGAAAUGCAAAGAUUAGGAUGUAUACCCUUGCACAAAGACCAUUCCAGAUCAAGGUUCUUCAGACUGUAGAAUGGUCAAGAAACCACUUUUUCGAAAGGGGAACCGGGUGAAAAGGCUAAGAAAUGCAAACAUUAGGAUGUAUACCCAUCCUCAAAGUCCAUUCCUGAUCAAGCUUCUUUCGACUGUAGUAUGGUCAACUUGGCAUCACGAUGAAGCUGUGAGAUGCUGAGCCAGGUCCUUGCUGGACUAUUUCGGGUCUCUCAAACAAGAAACUCAGACACGUCUCGUUAGAUUUUAAAAAUGUUUCUUGGCCUUCCAGUACUUUUAUUGUCUAUGACCUUUCCUGAUUCUUGAUAUUUCUUGAAAGAAAGAGACAUAUCUUUAGUUUGUGUGCUAGUGAAACUAGUAAUUUUCUUAAAGAGAAAACUGCAACUCUUACAGGUCUCAUAAAACCUGACUUUUAUUGCAUAUGGCUUUCUUUUCUAGGAUUCUAGAGAUAGCUAUGGAUUAAACAGCGAUGGCAGCUCCAUUAAGGCAGUAGACAGUUUGAGUGAGCCUAAUUGUUCCAGUCUGGAUAACAGCAUUCCUGAAUUAUCUGAGGACAUACCAUGUGACUACUUACAUCUCGGAAUGCAGGACUUCCAGCAUUGCUCAGUGCUGGGUGAAAGACAAUUUGGGAAAGUAAGUUUAAGGUGGAAUUCUAGCUCUAAUACACUCCAUUAAACAUCCCAAAAAUAUCACUACAGUCUUUCGACUGUAGAAUGGUCAACUUGGGAUCACGAUGAAGCUGCCAGAUGGUGAGCCUGGUCCUUGCUGGACUAUUUCCGGUCUCUCAAAGAAGAAACUCAGACUUCAAUUUUUUUUCUUCACCUUCCAGUACCUUUAUUGUCCCUGACUGCUCCCGAUUCUUGAAAUUUCAACUCUUACAGGUGCCAUAACACCUGACUUUUAUUGUGUAUGGCCUUCUUUUCUAGGAUUCCAGAGAUAGCUAUGGAUUUAACAGUGAUGGCAGCUCCAUUAUGGCAGUAGACAGUUUGAGUGAGCCUAAUUGUUCCAGUCUGGAUAACAGCAUUCCUGAAUUAUCUGAGGACAUACCAUGUGACUACUUACAUCUCGGAAUGCAGGACUUCCAGCAUUGCUCAGUGCUGGGUGAAAGACAAUUUGGGAAAGUAAGUUUAAGGUGGAAUUCUAGCUCUAAUACACUCCAUUAAACAUCCCAAAAAUAUCACUACAGUCUUUCGACUGUAGAAUGGUCAACUUGGGAUCACGAUGAAGCUGCCAGAUGGUGAGCCUGGUCCUUGCUGGACUAUUUCCGGUCUCUCAAAGAAGAAACUCAGACUUCAUUUUUUUUUCUUCACCUUCCAGUACCUUUAUUGUCCCUGACCGCUCCCGAUUCUUGAAAUUUCAACUCUUACAGGUGCCAUAACACCUGACUUUUAUUGUGUAUGGCCUUCUUUUCUAGGAUUCCAGAGAUAGCUAUGGAUUUAACAGUGAUGGCAGCUCCAUUAUGGCAGUAGACAGUUUGAGUGAGCCUAAUUGUUCCAGUCUGGAUAACAGCAUUUCUGAAUUUUCGGAGGACAUACCAUGUGACUACUUACAUCUCGGAAUGCAGGACUUCCAGCAUUGCUCUGUGCCGGGUGUAGGGCAAUUUGGGAAAGUAAGUUUAAAGUGGAAUCCAGCUCUAAUAUACUCCAUUAAACACCCCUAAAAUAUCACCAGUGGAGAAUAGAAUAAAAAGGCACAGUUAUCCUUUUUACAUUCUAAAUAUUUAAGAGAGUAAAAGAUCCCUCGUCAAUACUAAAUUAUUUAUAAAACCCGACUUUUAUUAUGUAUGGCUUUCUUUUCUAGGAUUCUGGAGAUAGCAAUAACGGCUCCAUUAUGACACCAGAUGACAUGAGUGAGCUUCAUUGUUCCAGUCUGGAUUAUAGUUUCCCUGAAAAUUCUGAGGACCUACCAUAUGACUUCUUACCUGCUGUGUGUAUUCCGGAUCGGCUUGCUCUCAGAAUACAGGACUUUCAGCUUUACUCUGUGCUGGGUAAAGGCCAUUUUGGGAAAGUAAGUCUAAGUGGAAUUCCAGUUCUAGUACGACAUAAAAGUUGUCGUAACACAUACAGUACAGCACAAUAUUUUAUUCUUUAAUUUCAGGUUCUGCUGGCUGAACAUAAGGAUACAACCAAGAUGUACGCUCUGAAGGUCAUAAGAAAAGGAAACAUAGAAUUACCACAUCAGCUCAGCAGGUCAGUGAAUGAAGAGUAAUUACUAUCUUUUGUUUGGGAGGACGACGUCCUGAUUCAGUCUUUAUUUUUAGUCAUUUGCAUUUGGUUUUGGAGAGUCGGAGAAAAAUUACUUUUAUUUUCCUUUCCAGACUUCUGAGUGAGAAAAGUAUAUUCCAAACAGUCAGCAUUAGGCGGCACCCAUUUUUGAUUAAUUUAUUUGGAUGUUUUCACACUCGAGAUCACGCCUAUUUUGCCAUGGAAUACGCAGCAGGGGGCGACCUAAUGUCAAACCUAGACAACAACCAAGGUCCAUUUACAGAACCUAGAGCCAUGUGAGUAUAAGCUACAUUUUGUCCAUAGAGCUAAAUCUCCAAUCCAAUGCUCUGCAGAUGAUGGCUUCAGCUGGGCUAAACUUUCUAUAAUGUCUUAACAGAUUAUUUAUUAAUCCUGCGAUAUCACACUGUAUUUAAAUACUGUGUGUAUUUAGUUUUAAAGAGUUACGUUUAAACCCUUAACACCGUUACGGCGUUCUAUGCCGCCCCCAUUAUAAUGGGCUUUAAAGCCGUUGCGGGGGCACAGAACGCCAUAACGGCUUUCUACCCCAGGAGCUCCACAUUACUUAACUUGAUCAGCUUCGGGAGGACUGCGUGACAGCCCAGGCUGCCCUCCCCUGGAAAAUCAGGCCCCCGGGGGCCAUGUGAUAGGUCUCAAAGAUAAGGCUUGCAUUUAAUUUUUUUCACAUUAACUGGUAGCCCAUGAAUGAGAAUUACCCCCAUGAUGGCAUACCAUUUGCAAAAGUAGGCAACCCAAGGUAUUGCAAGUGGGGUAUGUCCAGUCUUUUUUAGUAGCCAAAUAGUCACAAACACUGGCCAAAUAUUAGUUUUUUGCAUUUUUCAAACAAAAACAAAUAUGAACGCUAACUUUGGCCAGUCACCAUUGUAUCAGCUUAUAAAUAACAACCAACCAGCAGCGAGAAAGAAGGAAACAUGGAUAUUAAUAUACUAUUUUGGAGCACAGAGUGACUUAGGAUUUAUGGAAUAAUGUUAUUUAAUAGUACAAACUCUGCAUCUUCUAGAAAGCAACUGAUUUAUUUGUUCUUCCCAGGUUUUAUUCCGCAUGUGUUGUCCUUGGAUUGGAAUAUCUUCACGAACAAAAGAUCAUCCACAGGUAAGUUUAUAGAAAACAAAAAACAUGGAGUGUUGGUUAUAUUUGUGUUAUUUAUGGCACAUCGUCUGUUUAACUCAGGUUCUUUAUCUAGAUUAAGUUAUUCAAUGCAACCAUUUAAAAAGUCUAAACUGUGAAACCUAUACUAAGGGCCUCUAAUGUUAUGUAAUACAAAUAAAACACACAUUUUUACAUUUUAAUCUAGGGACUUGAAGGUUGAAAAUAUAGUGCUAGACGAAAAGGGAUUUGCAAAAAUUACAGACUAUGGCCUUUCUAAAGAAGGUAAAUAUCAUUUUCUAAUAUUUUAGAUUUAAAAAAAAUAAAGGUCAUAAAGGUCAUAAAGGUCAUACUUACCAAGUUCAAAGAAGCAGCCAUUUAACAUAUAAAAUGUGUGCUCUAUUCCAAAAUAGACAUAAAGUAACUCUAACAGUAAAAGUAAAUGUAUUCAAUUUUAAUUUAAAUUGUCCCUGUGCACUUUUAGAUUAUAUGGGCCUCCUUUUAAAAUAAAACCUUUUUACUCACCUCUCCACUAGUGCUAGGCUGUCUGUGUCAGAUACACAAAUGAACAUAUUACAAACAGCCGUAAACUCAUACAUAUCACAUACAUAUCACACACAGCCAGCACACACCACAUACAGAUCACACACAGCCAUAAACUCCUGCUGUAUAAAGGUUUAUGGAGAGAAUUCAAGCUCCAUAAUUCAGUACUGAAUAGGAUUAAACCCCGUCUUUGGCUCAGUUACAUCUUGGUCCAGGAACGCUUGCUUUAAAACUUAGAAACUCAGCAAAUUCAAUGAAAAGAUUAGAUUCGCUACAGAAGCACAUGCCACCAAUCAUCAGCCAUGAACUAAUGCCUUAGCAUUGUUCAAUAAAGAUUAAAGUGUCUGCGAAUUUCUGGAAGUACUUCUGUUUUUUUGUCAAAUUAAAUUUGAGUAUUCUCCUGACAGCCAAAGCUCAGCCCCAAUUCUGCCUCUGCGAUAAUGUCAAUUUUCACUUUUGCAUUAUUGGUAUAAAUCCAAAUUCAAGAAAAAAAUAAGAGGGAUGGAACAGCGCUAUCCAAACUGAUCACAACGGGGAGGGGGCGGCUGCACACCUGAAAGGAAGGGUAACCCUCAAAACUCUUCAAAGGACUGGAAAAACAGGAAACAACAAUUACAGGGUGCGCCAAGAACAAAGUAAAUAAAUAAAAUGGAUAAUAGGAAAAAAAAAAUACCAGGAAAACAGGCAAAAUAAAGUCUCUAAUUCACAGGUAUAUUCUUCUUAAAUUCUCAGGACGUCUUGGGUCAAGUUCUCAUCAGCAUAUAUAUAAUAUUUAUAACCCCCUCAGCCCUCAGGGGUUGGGUGUAUUCUGCUGGUGGUGCACAAGUCCGCUGACCUGUCUUUCCAACUCAAAUGUAAAUUUGCCCAGUCAACUAUGUAACAUUGUUUUUAUUGUUUUUAGUUUUUCUACUUCCUGUUUAUAUGUCCUUUGACCUUUGAAACAUGCCAUGAGACCUCAUUUAGGGUCAAAGGUCAAAUAAGACACCAUUUUCAAUUUGAUGAUUGUUUGGACCUUAUAUAAACCCACAUGUGCCAGGUUAACAUUAUGUACACUUGACGAAGCCUUUUGUGGCGAAAUGCGUUGUGUUUUACUCUAGAUAAAAGUAUUUUUUCUGACUAUUUUAAAUACUUUUAUAUUUAUCCUUAUUUUUUUACCUGGCAUAUCCUAAAUAUCUGAAGCUUUUAUACCAUCCAAAGAAUCCAUGGUGGGGAUCGUACCACCCAGUCGCUUUACACAGAGCGGUUUGUCUGCUCUGUAAAUUGUAAGUACAUCUCUUAUUUUAUCCAGCACUUUUUAAAUAUAGAGAGCACUAUGGGCCUUCUCCUGUGUUUUUAUUUCAUAUAACCUGCACUGAAAAUCUUGUGAGAGGAAUAUCCUACAUGUGGGGAGUUUAAAUACCACUGUAUGCUGUUUUACUCGAGCUGGUUAUAGCUCCCACAAAUGUGAGUUGGCAUUUCUUAAUCUCACUGUUGUCUGUAGCCAUACUCCUUUACGUUACUGCACCAUUGGUCCCCUCUGUAUGUUUUUUUUUUCUCUUUCAUAUAUGCUGAUGAGAACUUGACCCAAGACGUCCUGAGAAUUUAAGAAGAAUAUACCUGUGAAUUAGAGACUUUAGUUUGCCUGUUUCCCUGGUAUUUUUUUUUUCUAUUAUCCAUUUUAUUUAUUUACUUUGUUCUUGGCGCACCCUGUAAUUGUUGUUUCCUAUAAAUCCAAAUUCGCGUGAAAAUGAUAUUUGAAGUUACGGCAGCCAUUUAACUGAAAGUCAUACCCAAAAUGUAAAUAUCUAUAACUAAACAUCUAUCUUCAACUUAUAUACAAUUAUAUUUUCUCUAUUUCUGAGGAAUUGGAUUUGGAGAUAGAACCAACAGCAUCUGUGGAACACCUGCAUAUAUGGCUCCAGAAAUCGUCAUGCACAACACAUAUACAAGAUCUGUGGAUUGGUGGAGCCUUGGAGUAGUGAUUUAUGUAAUGCUAACUGGAAAUGUAAGAACAAUCUGAAGUAUUUAUUGACAGAUUUCUGCUUUGAAAAUUUUAAGAGAUUUUGUCAUGUAUUGGUUUUUAACAUAACACCAUUCUUCAUAAACAUGCUAUAUUAUUCUGUUUUGUUUUAUCACUUCGACUCAUGGCCAUUCUUUCUGAUUAUCUAAUUUAUGUAGAAAUUAUUUAAUCAGUGGCAGAACUAAUAUACAUAGAGCCCCGGUUAUAGAUUUUUUUGGCUUCCCCCCUUGCAUUAUGACCUCAGCUCUGGGGAACUCUCCUCCCUCUUCCGACGUCAGCGCUGAAUGCGCAUGCGCGGCAAGAGCCACGCGCGCAUUCAAUCAGUCCAUAGGAAAGCAUUUCUCAAUGCUUUCCUAUGGACGUCCCGCGUCUACUCUAGCGGCUGUCAAUGAGACAGCCACUUGAGGCUGGAUUAACCCUAGUGUAAACAUAGCAGUUUCUCUGAAACUGCUAUGUUUACAACAGGCAGAGUUAACCCUAGAUGGACCUGGCACCCAGACCAUUUCAUGGAGUUGAAGUGGUCUGGGUGCCUAUAGUGGUCCUUGAACCUGUUUUACUUUAUCCUUUAUGUUCCUGUUUAGUUUUAUCUAAUUGUAUCCCUGUUACCUGUUACCUUAAACCUUCACUUCUGUUCCUUUUAUUAACUCUAACCUAUAAAUUCUCUUAGGUUUUCCCGUUACUAUAUAAUCCUGCUUGGGGCUUAUUGCUUAAUAUUCUUACCUGUAACUCCGUUUAUAGGUUCUACCUUCUCAGUUUUUCUAUAUUAAUUAUUCCAUUCUCCCUCUUGCCUUUCUACUCUUAUUUCUUGUCAAACCAUGUCUAAUAAAUAAAGUUCCUGAAGUGAACCCCGGCAUAAGUCUCCUCUCUGACCUGCUCAGAAUCAUGACAGUCCCUCUCCCUGGUUUGCCUGAUAUUGUCUAUAAUAACAGUGUUCAGUUCUCUUGUACAUGUCGUACUUUAUACACUCUCACAACACACCUUUAAUGCAUUCUGAUAUGCAUAUUGUGUCAUCUGUAUUACUAGCGUUACAAAAGCCCUAAACUAAUUAGUAUUGCUCAGCAGUACACUUCUGCAUUUUACAACGUAUACGAACUUAAACUGAGUUUUGCUUUUUUAAUGUGUUUUUUUUCUUUAGUUCCCCUUCGAAAGCCAUGA